Acanthaster planci (crown-of-thorns starfish) is the source of this 1602-nucleotide messenger RNA. RefSeq names its product tetraspanin-14-like. Gene Ontology annotation, cellular component: plasma membrane. Lineage: Eukaryota; Metazoa; Echinodermata; Asteroidea; Valvatida; Acanthasteridae. The record is from RefSeq and is a predicted model, not a curated record.
GCCCACUCCGUAUUCUAGUAGUUCAUGAAUAAUUCAUAACUCUCUGCUGCCGCGUGAGUAAUAUUGAUCGUCAUAAUUACAGGUGCCCCUGUAGCUAGGCGUUUUGUAUACAGUUGCUGACCCCAGGAUAAUGUCUUGUUGCCUGUGGGCCUCCGCUCAAUUAUAACGCAUUCUAUAGAUGGAAUUUGUCGACAUGUAAAGCAUGGUGCAUUUUAGAAGCUGUUGUGAACUCACUGCUACAUGUGUUCAUGGGACACCGAUGUCUGAAACCUGGAUAUUUUGGCCUUGCGGGUAAUGGAGGGAAGUAAGACGCGAGAUGUUAUCUGUAGACAGUAUUUACUGUUCAUUUUGAAUUUCCUCGUUUGGUUAACCGGAAGCACUUUGAUGGCCGUCGGCAUCUGGGCUAAAGUGACUAAAGGCGGUUUUGAUGACCUGUCCACGUUAGACACAGACCCUACGACGUACAUCAUCAUUAGUGGAUGUAUUCUCUUUUUUGUCUCGGGCUUUGGUUGCGUAGGCGCGCUGAGGCAGAAUUUGUGUCUGCUGUAUGCCCACUGUGCCUCACUAGCUGUUCUCAUCAUUCUGCAAUUUGUGGGAGGCAUCCUCGUAUUGCUACUGCAGGAAACGGUUGUUGAUUCUGCUCUCCGUUUCUUUGAGAAAGCAGUAGUUCGUUACCGUGACGACCCAGACUUACAAGAUGCCGUCGAUUAUAUUCAGGCCGAGUUUCGAUGCUGCGGAGCAGCAAGUUACGCGGAUUGGCAGAUGAACGUGUAUUUUAACUGCUCUUCACCCGGACGAGAGGCGUGUGGUGUCCCGUUCUCCUGUUGCAUUGAUAUGGCCAUGAACUAUCAGUGCGGCUUGGACGUUAGAACCAAAACGAAAUACGAGAUCUUUUCAACGAUUUACAUCCACGGCUGCAUCGAUUCCUUUGUUCUGUGGAUGAUGGAUAAUAUUCUUCUCCUUGGACUUCUGGUAUUCGCGUCUUUAUUUUUGCAGAUAUUUGCCUUCUUUCUGUCUCACUGGAUGAUACGAGACGUGAAAACUAUUCAACAGUUCUCAAAAGAAGCAGAAACAACACAACAGUUUCCUGCUCGGUAAAAAACUGACUGCUAACCCACUGUAUCCCUGAACAUCCGUCAUCCAAGAGACUUUGACUGCCUUCAGAUUCACCCCUUUUGGCAAAACCCAAGGAUAUUUUUGCAACAACUUUUUGUCAAUUUCUGGUUAAGAUAAAAAAGAGUUGAAAACAGUACUUUCAAUGAUUAAAUCCGAGCUAAAACCUACAACUUUAUCAGUGGCUUUUCCAAUGGCUAGCGCAACAUCAGAUCCUUAAUACUGACUGCCAUUGUUUUCAGGCGUGAAAUCCUAAUGUCCUCGAUGGAUAGACAUGUACAGGUGCACUAACAUCUAAAACUGACCUACAUUGUUAUCUAGUACAAAAAAAACCCCGAAACUUCAUUACAAAUUUGUAUUAAGACGGUAUCAUAAAAUUAUGUAUAUGUUGCUCAUUAAUGCCCCCCGUGAGUGUCAUUACAUUUUAUUUUCAACAGUUUUGUAGCACAAUCCACCGAGCCAUGCCAUUUCACUCAUCAAAUAAAAAAA